AUGCCUCAACUGGAUAAAUUCACUUAUUUCACACAAUUCUUCUGGUCAUGCCUUUUCCUCUUUACUUUCUAUAUUCCCAUAUGCAAUGAUGGAGAUGGAGUACUUGGGAUCAGCAGAAUUCUAAAACUACGGAACCAACUGGUUUCAAACCGGGGGAACAAAAUCCGGAGCAACGACCCCAACAGUUUGGAAGAUAUCUUUAGAAAAGGUUUUAGCACCGGUGUAUCCUAUAUGUACUCUAGUUUAUUCGAAGUAUCCCAAUGGUGUAACGCCGUCGACUUAUUGGGAAAUAGGAGGAAAAUAACUUUUCUCUCUUGUUUCGGAGAAAUAAGUGGCUCACGAGGAAUGGAAAGAAACAUCUUAUAUUUGAUCUCGAAGUCCUCAUAUGGCGCUUCUUCUUCAAAUCCUGGAUGGGUGAUCACUUGUAGGAAUGACAUAAUGCUAAUCCAUGUUCCACACGGCCAAGGAAGAAUCAAAAAAUAA
Trifolium pratense (red clover) is the source of this 483-nucleotide messenger RNA. The record is from the annotation of a RefSeq genome assembly. Lineage: Eukaryota; Viridiplantae; Streptophyta; Magnoliopsida; Fabales; Fabaceae.